Molecule: messenger RNA, 1756 nt
Organism: Selaginella moellendorffii
Lineage: Eukaryota; Viridiplantae; Streptophyta; Lycopodiopsida; Selaginellales; Selaginellaceae
Exons: 2
Coding region: 28-789 (253 amino acids)
Source: RefSeq, a predicted model, not a curated record
AAGCGAUUUUAGGGCUCCUGGUCGCGGAUGGCGGGAGAGGGCAAUCUGCGGGAUUUCCAGGCGUCGCUUCUCCCCAAGGGAAAAGCUGAAUUGGCAGACAAAGCGCUGAAAGCUUUGCUGAAAGGGGGCAUCGAUGAAGUGGAUGAAUUGCGUACGUUCUCUUGUGCAGAGCUUCUUGUGUGUGGAGUGCCCGCGCUGCUAGCCAAGAAUGUGAGCAAGUUCUUCGCUCAGUUACAUGGAGACCGGUCCAGCUACUUCGAGUCGGAUGCGUAUCGCCGGCUCAAAAACUCCACGCCUUCGCAUCUUGCCUUGGAUUCCGCUGAGUUCACGCUGGAGCAUCAGAUGAAGAAGCCGCCGGUCUUCCUGAACUGCCGCCCAGAUACAGCACAGGGCCUGCCCUUGCCUCUCAUCUCUCCCGUCUUCGCCAACUUCCUCGAUUCGUGCCAAGAAACCGAGGUCCGCCCACAGGAUUCAGCGUUUGUGGAUGAGCUAUGCCGUGAGUCGUCCAAGGCGUAUGCUCACGAGCAGCAGAGGCGCCUUAUGCUGCUCAAGCUGCUGGAGAAGUACCUGGAUGACAAGUUCGUGCUCGAGAAGACCAAGUCCGGCAUUGCAAUCUCUUGCGGUGGACGGCUUUUGGCGUUCGUUGCAGUGAGGAACGAGCAAGGGUGCGGAGGAGAUCCUUUCAUCGAAGCAUGCAGGUACCGAGAGAGAGAGAGAGAGAAGAGGGCUCUCUCUAACUUCUUAGCACAGGUAAUAUGUCGAUCACCUUGCUGCCAUUGUGGACGAUGAGAUGCUUGGGCGUGGCUGCUGUCCAGUCUUUCUGCUGGAGGUUGUCGGUCCUCUACUCCGGAUUUCCGGUGCAGCGUUUACCGAUGGUCCCGUCGUGGAGCCCCUGCGAAUGGGACUUCUCCUCCGCAGGAGGAACGCCGGCGAGAUGGAUUCUCUGUGCAGGAUGGUGACGGCUUUUCGUAAAUCACUGCAGUCACUCGCCUCGAUCAGUGUCCAAGCAUCGAAACUGGAUCUCGCAGGAGCCAAGCUCCCGUAUGUGUUGCAAGAGCUCCGCUUGCGGGGGCGCGCGUCGAUACGAUCAUUUACGGGGAGACUUACGUUGUCCAUGUAGAGCGGCUGCAGCAUGAAGUUCCAGAGCCUCCGUCCUCCUCCAUGUCCGCGUUCGCAAGGAUUCAGCACCUGGGCGUCGGGAAGAUCUUCGUCAAGUUUUGCCAGCGCUACAGCAGCGAAGUUCACAGGGACUGGUUUGAGCGAGGCUGCGCGCCAGAGAGCUUAGGAGGUGGCUGGCUGAUGGUGUGCAUGGAGUACAUGGAGAACUACAUCGAUCUUGAGAAGGCGAGGGAAAUGUUUCACUCGCAGUGGAGUGAGAUUCAAGCUCUGGCACAGCGUUGCUUGGACAAAGCACAAAACUCGGCUUUUCAUGGCGUGCAUGGUGAUUUGCGGCUGCCUAACUUGAUGGUUGAUCCACAGCUUUCAAGAGUCGUCGCUGUGGAUUUCGGAUGGGCUGGGAGAGACGGCAUUGACAGGUAUCCUUACUACAUGAACCAUGCUGACAUUGCUUGGCCUGAUGGAACGUUAGAUGGCGCUGUGAUGAGAUGCGAGCAUGACCGGGCGCUAUUGUCCUCGCAGCUGGCUCUCCAAAAGAAGAGAAAGUUAGCGGAUACCUUUAACGAUCUACGUUGUUUCAGCUCACCAGAUCUAAAUUGAUGUGUUUAAGUUGAUUCAUUUGAGUAAUAUUUUCUUUUCA